Medicago truncatula (barrel medic) is the source of this 979-nucleotide messenger RNA. RefSeq names its product non-specific lipid transfer protein GPI-anchored 2. The coding region runs from base 108 to 728 and encodes 206 amino acids. The transcript is spliced from 4 exons. The record is from RefSeq and is a predicted model, not a curated record. Lineage: Eukaryota; Viridiplantae; Streptophyta; Magnoliopsida; Fabales; Fabaceae.
AUAACCUACCAAUCAUAAUAACACAUAUUCAAUUUAACACAAACUUUCAAAAUAGAUCUACAAAACAAAACACAUAACACAAACCAAAACCUAUCACAAAAACCAAAAUGGCCACUACAACAUUAGUAGUAGCCAUUGUUUCUUUAAUCUUUGCAUCACUCUCAUUUCAUGGAGAUGGAGUAUCUGCUGCUGCUUUGGCUCAAUCUCCGGCACCGGAAACCGCAGUUUUAGCGCCAUCACCGGCAGAUGAUGGAUGCUUGAUGGCUCUAACAAAUAUGUCAGAUUGUUUAACAUUUGUGGAAGAUGGGAGUAAGUUGACAAAACCAGACAAAGGAUGUUGUCCUGAGUUAGCAGGGUUGAUUGAUGGUAACCCUAUUUGUUUGUGUAAGCUGUUAGGUAGUAACACUGCUGAUUCUUUUGGUAUCAAGAUUAAUGUUAAUAAAGCUCUUAAGCUUCCAACUAUUUGUGGUGUUACUACUCCUCCUGUUAGUGCUUGUUCAGCUAUUGGAGUUCCUGUGUCUUUGCCUCCAUCAUUGAGUGGAGAUGCUAUGUCACCAAAUAUGGCAAUGUCACCAAAAGGAUUAGCCCUAAGUCCUUCAACUUCAUCUGAUAGUUCAGGUGUUCUAAGCCCUUCUGGAAGCAAAAUUGGAGGAGCCUCAAGCAUUCAAGCCUCUGCAUUGACUCUCAUUUUUGCACUGUCCACUCUCUCUGUCACCAUAUUCUUCUGAUUUUACAGUUCACAUUUAUCCUAUGUGUCAUUAGUUUCAUAUAUCUUAAUUUCACUUCCUUUUUGUGUAUUGAGUGCUUUGCUUUAGUGGAAUAUUACACACUUUAAUUAGGACCUACAUCACAACACUACCGAGCUCUUCAUUCUUGGUGAUGUGCUAUUUAUUCUUAUUUUUUCUUCCCAACUACAUUCUUGCUAUAUCUGUAAUAAUAUUUUAUUUCAAUAUGACAUUUCAUUUGUCGAUGAUUUAAA